CCAACUAGCACGUGACGACGUCGUGUGGUGACGUCAGCUGCUCUCGACCCAGUUGUUCAGUCUGAGUGCGGAGCCCGGAGGAGGAGGAGGGAGAGUUUAUAUCGGAGGCUACCCUGAAAUAAACACAGUCAAGAUUCUUCUAUCAGCUCAGUGACCCUCCACCCACACCAUGUCCCAGGAUAAAAGUGGAUACCCUGGUAUGGGUGAGACCAACCCACUUCAUAACAACGUCUACGGACCCCCCCAGCCAGGUUUUGGUAUGCCUCCUCCUAACUACAGCCAAGCUCCAGGGGGGCCAUACCCACCAGCAGCCGGCUACGGACAGCCAGGCUUCCCCCAGGCAGGCCCAGGUUUUGCCCCAGGUCCCUACCCUCAGAUGCCCUAUCCACAGGGGCCCUACCCACAGGGACCCUACCCUCAGGGGCCUUACCAGCAGCCAGGCUUUGCUGGGGACCCCAUGGCUCCUGCAGGCAGCCCUGGCUACCAUGGCGACGGGCCUCCAUCUUACUAUGACAAUGACGAGUUCACCAACUCUGGUUUUGAGGACAAGAACAUACGACAAGCCUUCAUCAGAAAAGUCUUCAUGGUUCUAACGGUGCAGCUGCUCGUCACUUUCUCUUUCGUUGCUGUCUUCACCUUCGUCGAUGAUGCCAAACUGUUCGUGCGGCGUAAUCCCUGGACGUACUACGUGUCCUAUGCAAUCUUCUUCGUUGCUCUGAUUGUCCUCAGCUGCUGUGGAGACUUUCGCCGCAAGCAUCCCUGGAACCUCGUUGCUCUGUCCAUCCUGACCCUGAGCCUCUCCUACAUGGUGGGCAUGAUCGCCAGCUUCUAUGACACAGAGACCGUCAUCAUGGCUGUGGGCAUUACUGCAGUGGUUUGCUUUACCGUCGUCCUCUUCUCACUACAGAGCAAAUAUGAUUUCACUUCCUGUCGGGGUGUGCUGUUUGUGUGCCUGAUUGUGCUGUUGCUCUUCUCCAUACUGUGCAUCUUCAUUCGCCACAGGAUCCUGCACAUCGUCUAUGCCUCCCUGGGGGCCCUGCUCUUCACCUGCUUCUUGGCUGUAGACACUCAGCUGCUCCUGGGUAACAAGAAGUUGGCCCUGAGUCCAGAGGAAUACAUUUUUGCCGCCCUCAACCUCUACACUGAUAUCAUCAACAUUUUCCUCUACAUCCUCUCUAUCGUUGGACGCUCCCGUGAAUAAAGCUCCACCUUUGAAUGAACAGGAGGGAGAUACAGAAGCCUCCCUGUGUCAUAAGAUUCUGCUAAGAACCCUAUUUCUUUUCCUUUAACCUUUUUUUCCACAAAAUUGAUUUUUUUAAACGUGUUGUGAAGAAGAUGCAGUAUGUCAUAGAAGCAGCUAAGAGGGUCACUGUUUAUUGAACACAAAUCUUUGCCGGUAGUGACAAAGCAUUAAAGUGUCUUUUCCUCAGUUUAGACCACUCUGGUUGCUGUAACUGUCCUCUGCUUCUAACACAUUAUGUGUACAUUACCCACCCUCUAACUUCCAGUUUGGCUCAGCACAUGCAGUAUUAAACACGUUACCCUGUGGGUGCUUGGCACUCUGCCUUGUCUUGCUGCAAAGAUAAGAAAAGCUGCAAAGAACAGAAAAAGAGCAGAGAAGGUGUCAGCAGCGCUUGAUAUUGAUGUAAACCAGCUUUGCCUGAAGAGAAGAAGUUAGUGCUAGAAAUACACACCACCUUCAAUCUGUGUAUUUUCCCCUACUUAACCACCCUUUCAGCCUGCUGGUGUAAACUAACUGCAUGGCAACUUUUGGAAACACAACUAAAGAUGUGUUAAAGUUAUUUACAACUACCAGAGGAAUACCUCGAGCUUGCUUGUCACAGCUGUAAAUAGUUAGGUGUAUUACUGUAUAUGAUGCCAAUACCCCUGCCCCUGAGAGGCAUGCUGGGGUGAUUUAUAUGGAUGUGUUGCUAUUUGGGAGAAAUAUGCUCUGAUAUCAGAACUUUGCUUACCCAGUACAGUAACCAUGAUCUUUUAAUGGCAAAAGAAUGAACUUAAAUGUUGGAUGUAUAAGACACAUGAAGCUAUAUAUAUUCUUACAGAAUAUCUUUUCAGAAGACAGGAAAAUUUUCUUGAAUUUUUUAUUUGACUCUGUUACCUCCUCUCUUAUUUUACUGUCCUCACUAAAAUCAAGGCAUCUGGUAAUUAAUGUGAAGUGACAAUUUAGUGUAGUCUUUCCCCUCUUUACCACUAAUGUGAAAUAUUAAAGUACUGGAAUUUUUAACCACUAUCAUGUAAGCUACGCUGAGUUUUAACUGCUGACACUCCAGACUUGAAGGAAAGUGUACGUAUAACUUAUCUAUUUAUUGAGACUGAUGUAGAUAAAAGGUUGUUUUUAAGUUGCACAGAGCCAGUGUUGAAAUAAAUGUUGACCUGUGUGGAAAAAAUGUACAAAAACUAAAUUUAUCAUGUUAAUCUUAACUUACUGGGUGCACUCCAACUCAACUUAGUAAUACAUAAACUCAAAUCCAAAACACAUGAAAACUAAAUUGUAUGAUACAUUGAACACGAACCUUAAUUUUGUAACCUCUUAUUUGAUUUUUCACCUUUUGCAUGAACCUCUCCAUUUUUUUUGCAUGUGCUGAUAAUGCACUCAGGAGAGACAGUGUUGUUCGGCAGCCCUGUUAGACUUUUUUUAACUCUCGUGUAUGUAUCUAACUUAAUGUGUAUGUGUAUAUAGAACUCCGUAGUGGUUUGAUGUGUAUAGACAAUGUAAUUUUGGGGCUUUGAAGGUCUGUAUGCACUGUACAUUUGCAUUAAAUCAAAGUAGAAAUGCAUUCCUCUACACUGCUGUUUGCUUUUCAUUAAAACUGAAGUAAUGUAAA
Messenger RNA from Cheilinus undulatus (humphead wrasse), 2846 nucleotides. RefSeq names its product glutamate receptor, ionotropic, N-methyl D-aspartate-associated protein 1a (glutamate binding) (gene grinaa). The transcript has 7 exons. Gene Ontology annotation, biological process: negative regulation of apoptotic signaling pathway. Bases 170 to 1201 code for a protein of 343 amino acids. The record is from RefSeq and is a predicted model, not a curated record. NCBI's taxonomy places the organism in Eukaryota, Metazoa, Chordata, Actinopteri, Labriformes, Labridae. Gene Ontology annotation, cellular component: Golgi apparatus; endoplasmic reticulum; membrane.